Molecule: messenger RNA, 1628 nt
Organism: Hypanus sabinus (Atlantic stingray)
Lineage: Eukaryota; Metazoa; Chordata; Chondrichthyes; Myliobatiformes; Dasyatidae
Product: NACHT, LRR and PYD domains-containing protein 3-like
Exons: 2
Coding region: 45-1535 (496 amino acids)
Cellular component (GO): cytoplasm
Molecular function (GO): protein binding
Source: RefSeq, a predicted model, not a curated record
UGUCCGCAGCAGUGGCCGGAGUCCCAGGGAUCGGGAAAACAACAAUGGUACAAAAGAUUGUUUACGACUGGGCCACGGGGAAGAUAUACCAACAAUUCCAGUUUGUCUUCAGUUUCAAAUUCCGGGAUUUAAACACCAUUAACUGCAGAAUAAACCUGAAGGAACUGAUUCUGCAUCAUUAUCCCUACUUUGGGAAUAUCCUGGGAGAGGUCUGGAAACACACAGAGGGACUGCUGUUCAUAUUCGACGGAUUGGAUGAAUUCAAGGACAAAAUCAACUUUGUUGAUGGUCGGAGAGACACAGAAUCACAGUACACAGAUCCUGAAUUCAAGUGCAAGGUGUCUGACAUUGUGUACAGUUUAAUCCAGGGCAAGCUGCUCCCAGGGUGUUCAGUGCUGGUGACCACCCGUCCCACUGCGUUACAUUUAUUGGAAAAGGCGGAUAUCAGUGUCUGGGCUGAAAUCCUGGGAUUUGUUGGUGAGGAACGGAAGGAAUAUUUCAUCAGGUAUUUUGAAGAUCAGACGGAGGCAGAAGCAGUUUUCAAACACGUGGUGGAGAAUGAGAUCCUGUACACCAUGAGCUACAACCCCUCCUACUGCUGGAUCCUCGCUCUGGCACUGGGCCCCUUCUUCACACAAAGAGUCAGGGACCCGCAGCGAGUUCCCAAGACCAUCACCCAACUGUACUCCUACUAUAUUUACAACAUCCUGAAAAACCAUGGCCGUGAGAUUGAGAACCCCCGUGAUGUGUUACUCAGGGUUGGUCAGAUGGCCUUCAGAGGAGUGUCCGAGAAGAAGAUUGUGUUUACAGGUGGAGAUUUGAUCAACUACAAUCUGCAGCCUUCCCAGUUCCUGUCCGGGUUCCUGAUGGAGCUUUUGGAGAGAGAGGAUUCUGCCCGGAGCGUGGUGUACACAUUCCCACACCUCACCAUCCAAGAGUUUGUAGCUGCAGUCGCACAAUUCCUGAAUCCACAUCCCGGGAAUAUCCUGAAAUUCCUCACUGGAGCCCACAACACGACCGAUGGGCGAUUUGAGGUAUUUCUCCGUUUUGUUGCUGGUCUCUCCAACCCAAUGACAGCUCGGGGCCUGGUGGAGUUUCUGGGUCCAUUUCCUCAUGAAACAACCUGCCGGGUGAUUGACUGGGUGAAGGAGGAGGUUAAACGCCAGAGUGGAAACACGGAGAGUGAAGCUGGUAAAAGGAGCCUCCUGAACACAUUGCACUACCUGUUUGAGUCUCAGAAUCGUGGACUGGCUCAGGCCGCUCUGGGAUCUGUGGAAAGGUUUUCACUCAGUGGAAUGACACUGACCCCGAUUGACUGCGCGGUCCUGUCUCAUGUCAUCGGACUCUGUGAUACAAUAAAACAGCUCGACCUGGAGAACUGCCACAUUCAGUAUGAGGGAAUACAGCGGCUGGGACCCGGGUUGCAUAAGUGCCAGGAGUUGAGACUUGGGCAUAAUGACCUGGGAGAUUCAGGAGUGAAACUGGUGUCUGCGGCUCUGAGGAACCCGGAGUGUAAAAUACAGACACUGUGGUAAGUACCAGACUGUGGGAGAUUGUGUUUACAGUCACUGGGUGUCUGACACUGAGAAUGAAUGUGAUCAGUAGACACACAGAAAACAUACAGGACA